Molecule: messenger RNA, 228 nt
Organism: Paramecium sonneborni
Lineage: Eukaryota; Ciliophora; Oligohymenophorea; Peniculida; Parameciidae
Source: the annotation of a GenBank genome assembly
AUGACCUACCUAAAUCAUUAUAAUUUAAAAAAAUUUUUAAUUAUAUUAAAUAUAUCAAGCAUAAUAAGAUUAGUUUUGACAAUCUAAAAUUAAUUUUAGUAAAUUUAGUAUAAAUCAUUUAAGUUAAAAUUUAAUAAUCAAUAUCGCUAUUCUGCAAUUCCACUAACUCUGCUAAUUAAUUUUUUUUGUUAUUACAUUUUCUCAAUAUAAUUCUACUUUAAUGAUUGA